Puccinia graminis f. sp. tritici CRL 75-36-700-3 is the source of this 2215-nucleotide messenger RNA. RefSeq lists its product as uncharacterized. Lineage: Eukaryota; Fungi; Basidiomycota; Pucciniomycetes; Pucciniales; Pucciniaceae. The coding region runs from base 32 to 2119 and encodes 695 amino acids. The record is from RefSeq and is a predicted model, not a curated record. Gene Ontology annotation, cellular component: DNA replication preinitiation complex. Gene Ontology annotation, biological process: double-strand break repair via break-induced replication; mitotic DNA replication preinitiation complex assembly; DNA replication initiation. Gene Ontology annotation, molecular function: single-stranded DNA binding; DNA replication origin binding. The transcript is spliced from 4 exons.
AGGCCAGAGCGACCACCCAAACCAUACCACCAUGGCCUCAACACCCUCCUCAUCCUCCCAGCUCACCCAAAUCAAGACUAGACUCAAGACAUGGGAGCGACAAUUCAAGGCGAUCGAAGGUCGCGCACCCAACAAGGCGGAUAUCAAAGCAAACCCAGAGAUUGCGAAAAUGUAUUCCACUUACAACUCCUCUCGUAAGGGCUCCAAGGGAUCAGACGACCUUCCCAAUUCCUCAUCAUCACAUUCGAAUAGCUAUCAGCGUCAAAUUCUGAGUACACCCAAGAGUAAAACUCGCUCGGAGAGCUCGAAGGCUGGUGGUAGAAAGCCAUCUCAAGAGAACCAUAACAGCUCCCCUUCCAAAACUUAUGCCCAUGCAAAUUCUCCAAGCAAGCUCAGAAAGUUGGUAGAAGAACAUUCACCAAGGAAAAUUCAUUACGACCGACUAAGGAACUCUCAAGGUAGACCUGGCACUAGUACCAAGAACACGCCCAGUCACCUUCGUGCAAACCCCUUCGAUCUAGAUUCAGGCGGUGGGAAGGGCAGUCCUGCGCUAUUUGCCGACCUGUUACUCGAAUCGAAGCGAGAUACCCCACGGACGAAGGCGAGGAAGUUCUUGGUCGGAGAAGCCAGUCCAUUGAAGCCACGAUUACAUCCACCCGAGCCCUUGUACUCAGCAAGUCAAGGCUUAAGCUCAGGAUUAUCUAGUUUUCUGAAGUCCCAACCAAUCCAACCACACGAAAAACCCAACCUGGAGAGCGGAUUGGAUACCCUUAACGAUGACGAGGAUGACGAACUUCUAGGCCCAUCACCGUUCAAACCCACGUCGCACAAUGUGUUUCAACCUCUGUUUGAUGAACCAGAGGUUGAGUCAGAUGAUCAUUCACUCAGUCCAUCAAAGAUGAUCAAAUCCAAAUGGAAGAUCAACUCUGCCACCCCAUUCAUCUCUCAAUCGCAAAGUCAUCCAUCCGGUAGCGGAUCAAAUAACAAUCAAGCCCCUCAAUGCGCACAAAAGGAUUCCGGCCAAACCGGCAAGAAGAAGAACAUCAGCUUUGGAACUAAACGCAAACGCUUGAUUAUGCCCGGAGAGGAGGAUCUUAGUUUUUAUGAAGAUCUCCCAGACCCCGAAACUAAUGACCCAUCCAAAAACCGAUCAUCCUUACUAAACAAGAAAAAACGCGUCGAACGAUCUAACAAUAAAAACCAAAACAAGAAAACUGGUGAUAGUACUACAAAGACGACCAAAGCUCAAUUAUCGAUCAAGAAGCGUGAGACAAACAGUUCGAAAAAUGAAGCCAUGGCUAAUGAAUCAGAAGAAGGCUCUGAAGAAUCCGGUGAGGAGAAGGCGAUUCUUCCGAAUUUGCCGUUUGGCAAUCCGGACCAAUCUGCAGUCUACACCGAGUUAGAAACAUUCACAUUCACCACGCCCGAUGAGACGACGGGGGCCGACAAGGGAAAGAAGACAUCCACUGCAAGUGGGGCUCAGUCGGAUGGGAAAGAUAAGGGGAAGGCCAAAGCGAUCGACGGCGCUCCGGAUCCAAAGCCCAUCAAAUUGGGCACGCGCAAGGUCUUGGUCAGAGCGUAUCGGCCGAUCGAACCCAGCCAGAUGAGCCAGACUAUUGAUUCUGACUACUUGGGUGAUGAUCGACUGGCAGAUGCUGAGAGAUCGCGGAAGAGGACGAGAAGCGACCGACGACAGUUACUUCGCGAACGCCGGCGGGAGAGGAAAGUACGAAAGAUCCUGGACGGGAUGACAUUGAUGGAGAAAACGCUGACGAAUCGGGCCACGACGCCGGCGGUGGGUGGUCCCGUGGGGCCUGGUGCUGUGAGUGGGAAGGCGAAGAGUGCGGGGGGAGGCCGGGGGAAGAAGAAAACGGCAGGCCCAAGUAGACUCGAGCCGGCCCGGGUCGCAGGGAAGACGGAAGAUCAGGAGGAGGAGGACUUCCGGUUCGAGCUUGCGUUGGACGAACUUGAGAUCGACCAGCAACUCGAAGACGAGGCCGUCGAUCUCGACGACGAUUGGGACGACGAACCGGCUGGAUGGAAGAACGAGCUGCUCGAUCCUGGUGUCGAUGACGACGAUGAUGAUAUCCAUUCAGGCCUCAAUCAGUUCGUCUUGUAAUCCUGUCUCAUGGACAUGUAUACAAGCAUCCCUAAUCCUGUAGCCUCUUAUUGGUGGGAAAGACUGCAGUCCGGCCUCUAUCUACUUGGCCUCUUG